This is a messenger RNA of Sclerotinia borealis F-4128, 1482 nucleotides long. Lineage: Eukaryota; Fungi; Ascomycota; Leotiomycetes; Helotiales; Sclerotiniaceae. The record is from the annotation of a GenBank genome assembly.
AUGGAGUCUGAAAACCUUAAAAUUCAAAAGUCCAUUAUUUUCGGGUACUCGACCGAAGUUUCGUCCGACUUGUCCGACCAAUCUCAAGCAGAACCACCCCCUAGAAACAUUACAGGCAGGAUGAUGACUACACCUACACCACCACAAAUCACCGCCGUAUCAGCACCCGGCAAAGUCUUCUUAGCAGGAGGUUAUCUAGUGCUCGAUCGUGAAUAUACCGCUUUAGUCUUUGGUCUUAGUGCGCGCAUUCACGUGUUGGUUCAAGAUAUCGAUACGAGUACUGGUGUUCAGCUAUCUGAGAUUAUUGUGAAGAGUCCUCAAUUUCGUGAGGCGGCUUGGAAUUAUGGUUAUCAUUUGACGAAGGAUGAUGGGGGUAUUGAAGUUACACAGUUACAUGGCUCUCCCACCGCAACCCCAUCUCGAAAUCCAUUCGUAGAAACCGCCUUACUCUACGCUCUAACCUACAUAUCCUCGCUCCUCCCCAUCAGCACCACCAUAAAACCCACCACCAUCACCAUCCUCGCCGAUAAAGACUACUACUCCAACCCCUCCAGCACCUCUAUCGCCAACGAUGCACACCACCAAUUUCUCGAUUUCGGCGUGCGCCUCCAAGACGCGCAUAAGACCGGUCUCGGCUCCUCCGCCGCCCUCGUAACCGCCUUCACAGGCGCAAUCCUCACCCACUAUCUUCCCCCUUCCAAAUUCUCCCUCGACACUCCAAACGGCAAAUCUCAACUGCACAACCUAGCCCAAGCAGCCCAUUGCGCCGCCCAAGGAAAAGUCGGCUCCGGCUUCGAUAUCGCCACCGCCGUCUACGGCACCUCACUCUACCGACGCUUCUCCCCCUCCCUCCUCUCCUCCCUCGGCGAACCCGGUUCUCCGGGAUUCUCCACCCGCGUCAAGUGCUCGGUUCAGGACACCGCUUCUCCCAAAUGGGACGCGCAGAUCGAGAGUGGGAAAAUUAGCAUUCCGCAGGGCAUGGCACUCGUGAUGUGCGACGUGGAUUGCGGCUCUCAAACCGUUGGGAUGGUGAAGUCAGUUCUCGAAUGGAGGGCACGCGAGCCCGUGGUUUCGAAAAAACUCUGGGAUGAACUGCAGACGCGAAAUGAAAAAUUAGCCACCAUUCUGUCCUCGGGGGAUAUAGCUGCUGCGGGUAAUGCAUUCUCAGCCAUCCGGGAAAAAAUCAGAGAAAUGGGUAAGUUAUCAGGAGUCCCCAUUGAACCGGAAGAACAAACUAAACUGCUGGAUGCGGUAACGGAGAAUGUCGAGGGGGUGGUCGGGGGCGUGGUACCGGGUGCGGGCGGCUAUGAUGCGAUUGUGCUGUUGGUGAGAGAUGAUGAGGAAACGAUGGAGGGGAUCAAGAGAUUUUUAAGGGAGUGGAGUAGAGAGCAGGGGAGCAAUGUUAAGUUGUUGGGGGUUAAGGGGGAGAUGGAGGGGGCGAGGAGGGAGGAGGGGGGCUUGUAUGGGAGGUUGCUUGUGUAG